Linum tenue is the source of this 1261-nucleotide messenger RNA. Lineage: Eukaryota; Viridiplantae; Streptophyta; Magnoliopsida; Malpighiales; Linaceae. The record is from the annotation of a GenBank genome assembly.
UACAAAAAGUACCAAAGCUUUUAACAAGGAAAAUAGGGGCGGAAAAAAAAAACAGUGAAGACUGCAUUUGGGAUCACAGAACAAAGCAGAGAAAAGAAGGAAGUAGUAGAAGAAGAAGGGAGCCGUUGAAAUAGGGAGACAAAAGCUCGCAGGAUCCGGCGGCCGCUCUGCAAUAUGACAGAUUCAAGUUUGGAACUGCAGGAAUCAGGUUGGGAAGAGCUCAGGCGAGAGGCUCGUAAGAUCGAGGGAGAUCUCGAUGUCAAGCUCUCUUCUUAUGCUAAGCUAGGCGCCCGCUUCACCCAAGCAGGUAGUGUAGAGUCUGGUUCACCAACUGUUGGGUCAGGUAGAUCAUGGAAGUCUACGGAGAUGGAAAUCCAAUCGCUCCUUGAGAAGCUAUUAGAUAUUAAUGAUUCCAUGAGUAGAUGCGCAGCAUCUGCAGCUUCAACUACUUCAGUGACCCAAAAGCUUGCAAGACAUCGAGACAUACUCCAUGAGUGUACUCAGGAAUUCAGACGAAUCAAGGGAAACAUUAACUCAAUGAAGGAACAUGCUGAAUUACUUAGUUCAGUCAGAGAGGAUAUAAGCGAGUACAAGGCUUCUGGAAGCAUGUCGCCAAGAAUGCAACUAUUACGUGAAAGAGCUGCCAUACAUGGAAACAUUUCCCAUGUAAUGUGUUCUAUGCUCUCCUGUAUGCAGAUAGAUGAUGUUAUUAGUCAAGCUCAGGCAACCAGAGCAGUCUUGGGGACUCAAAGGUCUAUGUUUGGAGAUGUUCAAGGGAAAGUGAAACUGCUAAGCGACAAAUUCCCAAUCAUACGUGGUUUACUUGGUUCUAUCAGGAGGCGCCGUUCGAGAGACACUCUUAUUCUCUCAGCUGUAAUUGCCGCUUGUACAUUGUUUCUCAUCAUCUAUUGGCUCUCGAAAUGAAGAUUGCAAAAUUCCCAAAUGGUGGUUCGCUUGAAAGGAAUUUUGCUUUAAUUGGUAAUUAGGAGCCGUAAGUUCUUAUGUAUUGAACCCUUCUGUGUACCUUAGAUGACAUUUCAGUUGCAAAUAUAUGUCAAAUUCUUUUCGCUUUCAUGCUGCUACAGUUUCAAACUACUUGCGGGUAAGGAAGAACACGAAUAGAACGACUGGGGAAUUUGCAGGUUGAAAGAAUCCUACUCGGCAAGCAAAUAGACAAACAUGGAUUACACAAUCAAUUCUGAAUAAUUGCAAGCCUAAUGAGAGCCCUCUUGUUGCACUAAGAAUACACAGAUGUUUCAUU